Oryzias melastigma (Indian medaka) is the source of this 2555-nucleotide messenger RNA. RefSeq names its product tetratricopeptide repeat protein 39A. The transcript has 18 exons. The record is from RefSeq and is a predicted model, not a curated record. NCBI's taxonomy places the organism in Eukaryota, Metazoa, Chordata, Actinopteri, Beloniformes, Adrianichthyidae. The coding region runs from base 374 to 2065 and encodes 563 amino acids. Gene Ontology annotation, molecular function: protein binding.
AAUGAUAAUAAUAAUAAUAAAAACUGAGUCUUAAUUGGCACUUAGUAACGUUUUCUGACAGAGAAGAAACCUUUUUUCGCAUUAAGAUGGUUUCAACUUCCGAGUUUCUGUAGUUCUUCUCUGGCUCCGAGAGGCGCGCUGCACUCCUGACGUUGAAGUGUGUGCGUGGCACAGAGGAGGAGCAAGCGCGCCCCUCGAUGCGUAACGCGCACGCCCAAGCUCGCUUCGUCCUCCCCGUGCGUGAUCUGGCGUGAACCUGAUGAGGAGGAAGGAGUGUGGAUGUUUUUGACGUGGGCAGACGUGGUUCCGCAGUGGGAGCGCUGAAUGCUGCGCCGCGGAGCUCCUGGCAGGUGCGGCGGCUCUGUGCGCCAACAUGGCUGAUGGGAAACACGCAAAUGCGGCCGACAGCUUCUCAGAGACUGCCUUGAAAGAGUGCCUAGAUGACUGUAUGGAGGCUCUGGAUCUCUUCCUUAACAACCGCUUCAAUGAGAGUCUGGAUAAGCUGCGACCAAGAAUCAAUGAGAGCAUGUACCACGCUCUCAUCUACGCCACCGUGCUGGAAAUGCAGGCCAUGAUGACUUUCCAGCACGAAGACAUUUGCAACGCCGGACACACCAUGAAGAACGCUCAGGAGGUCUGUCAGAGGUUUCGGCGGAAAUCCUCAAGUUUGUCCAAUAAGUCAGCUGAUGAAUCCCUCUCUGAAGUGGAGCUCCAUGCUGAAGUUUGUUUUGCAGAGUGUCAACUACAACGAGCUGCUCUCACCUUCCUGCAGGAUGAGAGCAUGGUCAGCUUCAUUAAAGGAGGCAUGAAGGUGCGAAACAGUUACCUCAUUUACAAAGAUCUUCAUUCCUUCAUCAAAUCUCACAGCUGUCUCAAAGGGCCAUGCCACGUUCACUUAGAGGGAGGAAUCUCAUUUGGCGUUGGUGCUUUUAAUUUGACGCUGUCUCUGUUUCCUCCUCGGAUACUCAAAGUGUUGGAGUUUGCAGGUUUCUCUGGAGACAAGGAGUACGGUCUGUCUCUCCUGCGUGAUGGUGCCACAGGGUUGAACCUGCGCUCCAUGCUGUGUGUUCUGCUGCUGCUCUGCUACCACACCUUCCUCACGUUUGUUCUAGGAACUGGUGAGGGAGACUUGGCUGAAGCUGAAAGAUUGUUGAAACCAUUCCGGCUACGUUAUCCUGAGGGGGCCAUCUUUCUUUUCUUUGCUGGGAGAAUCGAGGAGAUUAAAGGAAACAUUGAUGAGGCUGUAGGGUUUUUUGAGAAUGGCUGCCGGGCCCAGCAGACGUGGAAACAGUUUCACCACAUGUGCUACUGGGAGCUGAUGUGGUGCUUCACCUACAAGCGCGUGUGGAAGGUGGCGUACUUCUACGCAGACCUGCUGAGCAAGGAAAGCCGCUGGUCCAAGGCCAUGUAUGUCUACAUGAAAGCCGCCUACCUCAGCAUGCUACCUGCAGACGAGGCCAGGCCUUUUGGGGAGGACGAGGUCAAGCUCUUCAGAAUCGUGCCGACGCUCAAGCAGAAGAUUGCAGGGAAGUCCCCCCCGACAGAGAAGUUUGCCAUCCGUAAAGCCAGGCGCUACAAGGCCCCCCAGCCCAUCAAACUCCCCGUCCCCGUGCUGGAGAUGAUGUACAUGUGGAACGGUUUCAGCAUGAUCAGUAAACAAGAGAGGCUGACAGAUGGGAUGCUGCAUACUGUGAUGGAGGCAGAGCGCACUCUGCUGGAAUCUCCUGAAAACGAGUACACAAUGGACGACCGCUGCCUGCUCCACAUGUUGAAGGGUCUGUGUUUUAAGAACAAAGGCCUCAUUCAGGCUGCAGAAGAAUGCUUCAACCGAGUGUGCUCGAGUGAAAAAAAGAUCAAGUUUGACCACUAUCUUGUGCCAAACUGCCUGGUGGAGCUCAGUCUGCUUUACAUUGACCAAGGCAGAAGAGAGGAAGCAAUCAAAACACUGCAUAAAGCCAAGCAUAACUACAAGGAUUACUCCAUGGAGUCCCGUACGCAGUUCAGGGUACACGCCGCUCUGGCUAAGCUCAAAGCUGACCCCGGAGACGAGGACAGCCACCUGUAAGGAGCCGUCCUCUUCCUCCUCUUCCUCUGGAAUCCAGAACGUUUUAGCCUCGUUUCAACCUCCGCACUCCGUGUUUGAGACGUUCCCAGAAGAACUUCUCUGGAGCUGUUUCUGUGCUGCCAACACUGGUGAAAGGAGAGCUGGGAAUGGAACCACCGAACGUGUUGGAAUGUUCAUUCAGGAGUUAUGAUUCUGCUGCAUAAAUAUUAGAAUCAACCUGUAGAUGUAGGAGAGAGGGGCUGCAGGUACGCAGAUUUGGAAAAAAAAACUGCCCUGAUAAACAGUUUGGAUUCUUUCAGCCAAAUGGAUUUAAGUUUUAAGUGGAUCAAUCAAACCAAAACUCAUUGAUUAGUUAUUUUGCAUAAAUAAAUUGAGCACAUGGAGAUUUUUGUUUUAUAUAUUUUAUGCCUUAAAAGAACAGAAAACUUCAGCGCUUGUGGGGAUUUUGGGGAUUCUCUCCUAAAUAAAACCAAUCAAAAUUAUUAUUAAA